Molecule: messenger RNA, 1443 nt
Organism: Phycodurus eques (leafy seadragon)
Lineage: Eukaryota; Metazoa; Chordata; Actinopteri; Syngnathiformes; Syngnathidae
Product: leucine-rich repeat neuronal protein 4-like
Exons: 3
Coding region: 143-907 (254 amino acids)
Source: RefSeq, a predicted model, not a curated record
GGUUGCAGUUGUUAGGGAGAGGAAAAAAAUGUAUAAAAGAGAAGCAGGCAAAUGAGGGAGAAACUAGAAGACAGAACAGCAGCGUGAGGAGCUUCCUAAAGCAUUUAAACCACUGAAACCUCUGCAACCAACAAGCUGCGUGAUGGCUGUCAGCAGAAAGGUUCCCCUGAUGGUCAUUUGCCUACUUCUCAUCAGUGGUUCCACUUCCCAGCCAAAAAGAUAUCAAAUGCCCGGGGCCAAUCGGACAGGAGCCCUCAGACCCCGUGCCAUCCCGUCCAAGGCCCUCGAACUCCCGCCCGAUGCCUAUUAUGACACAGAGGACGACAUUACCACCAUUCCACCGAAGACUGUAUCUGCAAACAGAGGAACCUUGAAGAGAUGUGACUACAACCCCUGUGAGAUAGACCAGCCGCCCUGUGCUGAAGUCGCAGCCACAAAUCACUGCUUGUGUCCGGGGUUCACUUCUCACCUAGAGGCACCGCAGGUUCCUUUCCUGAAAACAGUGUCUUGGAACGGCUCUGACGUGGUCCUCCGCUGGUGUGCUCCUUACUCCUUGGUCAAAGCCUACAGGGUGACGGUUGGCGGGACAGAGAGGCAGCGGUUCGGGAUGCACCGACGCAGCGGAGGCGUGGGCCUCAUAGAGAACGUCUCUGAAGUUUGCGUGGUGGCGCUGAAUGACGCCGGAGACAGUGAGGCCUCGUGUAUGAUGUACCAGCCCAGGGACCACAGUCUGCCUCUUAAAGCAGGGCUGAUAGGAGGCGCUCUGGGCCUCCUGCUGCUCUUCUUGCUGGCCGUCCUGCUCUGGAGGCGUCGGCAGCAGAGAAGCCAUCAAGGAACGUGUCACUCAAACCAAGGAAACCCUGUUUCUCACCAUCCAUCAAUUUCCCGUACUGCUCAUCCUCACUAGUUUUAUGGUUGUGCUGGAGCCUAUCUCACCUGACUCUUGGUGAGAGGCAAGGCACACCCUGAACUGGUCGCCAUCUAAUCGCAGGGCACAGAUAGAUACGCAAACAACCAUUCACACUCUUGGAAUCUAGUGUUACACCCUGUGUGGAAUCAAUGUGGCAAGUGGCAAAUAUACAGGAUGGGGCAGGACAGGAGAGGGAAGGAUAGGAUAAUCUGUCGCCUUGCUUCCGGAGCCGCUUCCAAAGGAAGACCACCACCAAAGACCAGCUGAUCAGCGUUCGUGAGUCGACACUGCAAUCCUUACUAUGAUGUACAACAUCUGUGCGUAAUAAUUGUGGGGAAAUUACUAGCUUCAUAUGAAAUCCCAACUUUGCCUUCUCUCGCUCUGAAUCAACGCAUUAAAUGCUCACACGCUCAUUUAGUUUAGCCCAGCGACCACACACGAUGUCCUAAUUUCCAUUUUCGUACGCCUUAUUUUCUCUUUCGUUUACCCUUAGUGUUAUUUUCCUUGUUGCAGUUUGUAGUUGUGUGUUUCAU